Molecule: messenger RNA, 1044 nt
Organism: Spodoptera litura
Lineage: Eukaryota; Metazoa; Arthropoda; Insecta; Lepidoptera; Noctuidae
Gene: SmD1
Product: small ribonucleoprotein particle protein SmD1
Biological process (GO): spliceosomal snRNP assembly; RNA processing
Molecular function (GO): RNA binding
Source: RefSeq, a predicted model, not a curated record
UGGCAACAUUGGUAAAACGCCAAAAGACAGCCGCCAUCAUUAUUUUGUUUGGUUAGAUUUUUAGGUUACCUAUUUAACCGACGCCGCUUCUGUUUUUCAAUAUAACAAGUUAAUAAAACAACAAAAAUGAAACUCGUUAGGUUUUUAAUGAAACUGAGCCACGAGACGGUCACAAUCGAACUGAAGAAUGGAAGUGUUGUUCACGGAACGAUAACCGGAGUCGAUGUAGCAAUGAACACACACUUGAAAGCUGUUAAAGUUACGUUAAAAAACAAGGAAGAACUUCAGCUAGAGACAUUGAGUAUUCGUGGGAACAAUAUUAGGUAUUACUUGCUGCCUGACAGUUUGCCUUUGGAGACCUUACUUAUCGAUGAUACGCCCAAAGGACGAGGAAAGAGGGAGGGAUUCCCUAGAGGUGGUGGUAGCGCGCGAGGAGGGCGAGGAAGAGGCCGUGGUGGUCGCGGAGGACCAAGAGGAGGUCGCGGCGGUCGUGGUCGUGGAAGGCGUUAAGUGUUCCCUAGUUUUAAGUUCUAAAUUUGUGAUUACAUUUGCUAUUUAAGGUCUGAAAGUGUUUUAUUUCUUUAUCAACAUCUCUGGUUAUGUGAAGUCAAUAUUUUUACUUCUUAAAAGGCAAAGGACGUGUUCUAAACAGCCAGGGUUUUAGUAUAAAAACUUCUUUCUAGUGUUUUCUAUAGGUAAUAUACAAUGAAUUUUUGUUCCCGAACAUUGUGAUGAACUUCAAACGUUUGCCAACCAUACAUGAUAGCUUCAAGUAAUCUAAACCGUAAAUUAUUAUCUAAAUACAUUCCCAUUCAUAGCUUGAUGAAGCUUUUAAGAAAUUGUGCUUAUGGAAGUAAUAUACAAUAUACUUGUGAGGUUUGGAAAACUAGUCAAACUAUGUUAUUCAAGACCAAAACUUAAUUAUUAUUCUCAUAAGGAGUAUUUGAAUAACAACCCUGACAUUCAUGUAAUCUGUUAUUGUAAAAGAUAAUUUCAUUCUGAAAAUUGUGAUAAAAACUUUAAUAAUCAACAUUAAAUCCUAAA